AUGGCAGGUAAAGGAGAGGGUCCAGCCAUUGGAAUUGAUCUCGGAACCACGUACUCGUGCGUUGGUGUCUGGCAACAUGAUCGUGUUGAGAUCAUAGCCAAUGACCAAGGUAACAGAACGACGCCUUCUUACGUAGGGUUCACCGACACAGAGCGUCUCAUCGGUGAUGCUGCCAAGAAUCAGGUUGCCAUGAACCCUAUCAACACCGUCUUUGAUGCGAAGAGAUUGAUUGGUCGUAGGUUCACUGAUGCCUCUGUUCAGAGUGAUAUUAAAUUGUGGCCUUUUAAGGUGUUUUCUGGACCUGGUGAUAAGCCAAUGAUUCAGGUUAGCUACAAGGGUGAAGAUAAGCAGUUUUCUGCAGAAGAAAUCUCUUCUAUGGUUCUUAUGAAAAUGCGUGAGAUUGCUGAAGCUUAUCUUGGCACCACAGUCAAGAAUGCUGUUGUUACUGUCCCUGCAUACUUUAACGAUUCUCAGCGUCAAGCCACCAAGGAUGCCGGUGUUAUUGCUGGUCUUAAUGUCAUGCGAAUUAUCAAUGAGCCUACUGCUGCGGCUAUUGCAUAUGGUCUUGACAAGAAGGCUACCAGUGUUGGUGAAAAGAAUGUCUUGAUUUUUGAUCUAGGGGGUGGUACUUUUGAUGUAUCUUUAUUAACCAUUGAAGAGGGUAUCUUUGAGGUGAAAGCCACAGCUGGUGACACUCAUCUUGGAGGUGAGGAUUUUGAUAACAGGAUGGUGAACCAUUUUGUUCAGGAGUUCAAGAGAAAGAACAAGAAGGAUAUCAGUGGUAAUCCCAGAGCACUUAGGAGGUUGAGGACUGCUUGUGAGAGAGCAAAGAGAACCCUAUCUUCCACUGCCCAAACCACCAUUGAAAUUGAUUCUCUGUAUGAAGGAAUUGAUUUCUAUUCCACCAUAACCCGAGCUAGAUUUGAGGAGCUCAAUAUGGAUCUCUUCCGUAAGUGCAUGGAACCAGUUGAGAAGUGUUUAAGAGAUGCCAAGAUGGACAAGAGGACUGUCCAUGAUGUUGUACUUGUUGGUGGUUCCACUAGAAUUCCCAAGGUUCAACAACUUCUGCAGGAUUUCUUUAAUGGAAAGGAGCUUUGCAAGAGUAUCAAUCCUGAUGAGGCUGUGGCAUAUGGUGCUGCUGUUCAAGCUGCUAUCUUGAGUGGUGAGGGUAACGAGAAGGUUCAGGAUCUUCUCCUGCUUGAUGUCACCCCACUCUCUCUCGGGUUGGAAACUGCUGGUGGGGUUAUGACAGUUUUGAUCCCCAGGAACACUACAAUCCCAACAAAGAAAGAACAAGUUUUCUCAACCUAUUCUGACAACCAGCCAGGUGUUUUGAUCCAGGUUUAUGAAGGUGAGAGAACAAGGACCAGAGAUAACAAUUUGCUGGGCAAAUUUGAACUUUCAGGCAUUCCUCCUGCACCCAGAGGUGUUCCCCAAAUCACAGUGUGCUUUGACAUUGAUGCCAAUGGUAUCUUGAAUGUCUCUGCCGAAGACAAAACUACUGGCCAAAAGAACAAGAUCACCAUUACCAACGAUAAGGGUAGAUUGUCUAAGGAAGAAAUUGAGAAGAUGGUUGAAGAGGCCGAGAAGUACAAGUCCGAGGAUGAAGAGCAUAAGAAAAAGGUGGAGGCAAAGAAUGCAUUGGAGAACUAUUCAUACAACAUGAGGAAUACCGUGAAGGAUGAGAAGAUUGGAGGAAAACUUGACCCAGGUGACAAGAAGAAGAUCGAGGAUGCUGUUGAGCAGACAAUUCAGUGGCUGGACAACAACCAACUUGGAGAAGCAGAUGAGUUUGAGGACAAAAUGAAGGAAUUGGAAAGCAUCUGCAACCCUAUCAUAGCCAAGAUGUACCAGGGUGGUGCUGGUCCAGACAUGGGAGGUGCAAUGGACGAUGAUGUUCCUGCUGGUGGAAGUGGUGCUGGUCCAAAGAUUGAGGAAGUGGACUAA
Sphenostylis stenocarpa is the source of this 1947-nucleotide messenger RNA. The record is from the annotation of a GenBank genome assembly. Lineage: Eukaryota; Viridiplantae; Streptophyta; Magnoliopsida; Fabales; Fabaceae.